This is a messenger RNA of Zalophus californianus (California sea lion), 970 nucleotides long. RefSeq names its product transcription factor BTF3-like. Lineage: Eukaryota; Metazoa; Chordata; Mammalia; Carnivora; Otariidae. Bases 234 to 722 code for a protein of 162 amino acids. The record is from RefSeq and is a predicted model, not a curated record. Gene Ontology annotation, cellular component: nascent polypeptide-associated complex; cytosol. The transcript has a single exon.
CAUGGUAAUGAUAUCUACCAGUGAGAAGUGUUUAAAAACAGUUAAAAUCCUAAUAGUACUGUAAUUUAGCAAAUGUAAGAAAAUCAAAACAGUAUCUAAUUAAAUAUGGCAAAUUUAGCUCUAGCUGCCAUCUUGCGUCCCCGCAUGUGUGCACCUAAUCUCAGCUGGUCCGCCCGAGACCCCCUGAGCGCCAACCCUGUUCCCCGACAUGGUCCCAUUUCCACUCCAACAAGAUGAAAGACACUAUCAUGAACCAGGAGAAACUCGCCAAACUGCAAGCACAAGUGCGCAUUGGCGGGAAAGGAACUGCUCGCCGAAAGAAGAAGGUGGUUCAUAGAGCGGCUACAGCGGAUGAUAAAAAACUUCAUUUCUCCUUAAAGAAGUUAGGGGUAAACAACACCUCUGGUAUUGAAGAAGGGAAUAUGUUCACAAGCCAAGGAACAGUGAUCCAUUUUAACAACCCCAAAGUUCAGGCAUCACUGGCAGUGAACACUUUCACCAUUCCAGGCCAUGCUGGGACAAAGCAGCUGACAGAAAUGCUACCCAGUAUCUUAAACCAACUUGGUGCAGACAGUCUGACUAGUUUAAGAAGACUGGCUGAAGCUCUGCCCAAACAAUCUGUGGAUGGAAAAGCACCACUUGCUACCAGAGAGGAGGAGGAUGAUGAAGUUCCAGAUCUUGUGGAGAAUUUUGAUGAAGCUUCCAAGGAUGAAGCAAACUGAACUGAGUCAACUUCUGAAGAACAUAAAACUUGAAGAAGUUACUGGGAGCUGCUAUUUUAUAUUAUGACUGCUUUUUAAAAUUUUGUUCAUGGAUCUGAUAAAAUCUAGAUCUCUAAUAUUUUUAAGCCCAAGCCCCUUGGACACUGCAGCUCUUUUCAGUUUUUGCUUACACACAAUUCAUUCUUGGCAGCUAAUUAAGCUGAAGAAGCCUGGGAAUAAAGUUUGAAACAAAGUUAAUAAAGUUCUUU